AUGCAGUUCACCACCUUCAUCAUCGCCCUCACCGCGCUCGUUUCGAACGCGCUCGCCGUCACGGUCUCGUACGACCAGACAUACGACAACGCGGGCGGCAGCCUCGCCACGGUCGCGUGCUCGGACGGCCCGAACGGGCUGCUCACGAAGGGCUUCAGCACGUUCGGGUCGCUCCCGCACUUCCCCAACAUCGGCGGCGCGGCAGCCGUCGCCGGCUGGAACUCGGCGCAGUGCGGCUCGUGCUGGAAGCUCACGUACAACGGGCGGAGCAUCAACGUGCUCGCGGUCGACCACACCGACGCCGGGUUCAACAUUGCGCUCGAGGCGAUGAACACGCUCACGAACAACCAGGCGGUGUUCUUGGGCAGGGUCGACGCGACGGCCACCCAGGUCGCCUCGUCCCAGUGCGGACUGUAA
Trametes versicolor FP-101664 SS1 is the source of this 417-nucleotide messenger RNA. RefSeq names its product Cerato-platanin. The record is from RefSeq and is a predicted model, not a curated record. NCBI's taxonomy places the organism in Eukaryota, Fungi, Basidiomycota, Agaricomycetes, Polyporales, Polyporaceae. The coding region runs from base 1 to 417 and encodes 138 amino acids. The transcript has a single exon.